ACGAAAGAAACUGAAGAAGAGUCAGAGAGAGGCAUUAUUAGGAAAGAAGAUGAAGCUGACGUGGAAAAACCAGAGCAAGAAGAAGCGCCCUCUCUCCUCCAUUUCCCACUUUGAGGACCUGCCUUUCGACCACAAGAACCAUCAUCAGACAAAUCCUAAGGCCGCCCAACAAGCUCCAAACGACGAAGAACACAAAACCCUAGCUCCUGAUCGUCAGGACGAUGGUGGCCCCGAGCAGGAGGAUGAGGAUCCCGCCAAACUCGCCGAGGCCUUUCAGGCACGGGGAAACAAACUCGCUGAGCAAGGGAGGUACCGUGAAGCACUUGGGAAGUGGGAAGCAGCUCUUAAUUUAACGCCAGAAAAAGCUGUAUUACAUGAACAAAAGGCUCAAGUUUUACUUGAAAUUGGAGAAGCAUGGCAUGCUUUGAAAGCAGCAACUCGUGCUACUGAGUUGGAGCCAUCUUGGGCUGAGGCCUGGACCACCCUUGGUAGAGCACAACUGAACUUUGGGGAGCCUGAUAAUGCUAUUGAAAGCUUUGACAGGGCAUUAGCUAUCAAGCCUGAUUCUGUUGAGGCACAAGGCGACAGACAAACUGCAUCACAACUUGUGAAGAAGCGUAAGCAGCUUCACACGUCAGGCUUGAGUCCUACUAAAAAUCGUUAUGUGGUAGGUGACAAAUCAGAGAACUCCUGAAGGUAGUCUGCCCAGCCAGCAUGCCUCUUUGGCUGCAGAAGAGUGUGAGAGAGAAACUUAAGCAUCCUCCACACAUUUGCCAUUCUGGAAGCAGGAAGCAGGAAGCAGGAAGCAGCUAGCUAGUUGUUCAGGCUGUGCAGGAUAGCCACCAUAAAUGUCUUUAUUUUCAUGUGAGAUGUAGCUAAAACCAAACUUUGGGCUUUAGGUAAAGAGAAGAAAGAUGGAGGCAGGCAGGAAGUGAGCUAUUGCGAAAGAAUUGAGGAAGUCUUGUAAUUUGUACUUACUGCAAAACAUCAAAUAAAAUAGCUGAAUUUGGUUUCA
This is a messenger RNA of Diospyros lotus (date-plum), 1015 nucleotides long. RefSeq lists its product as uncharacterized. Lineage: Eukaryota; Viridiplantae; Streptophyta; Magnoliopsida; Ericales; Ebenaceae. The record is from RefSeq and is a predicted model, not a curated record. Gene Ontology annotation, molecular function: protein binding. Bases 50 to 694 code for a protein of 214 amino acids. The transcript has 5 exons.